AUGGAGGAGAAGCGAAGGUUGUGUGAGGAUGAGCUUAAAUUAAACGCAGAAGAAUUGGGAUACUCAUUUUUAUUAUGCAAGUCUCUUUUUGAAAUUCUAUUGAUUUUGCAGGAUGUAUUUGCAGCCGGAACAGAUACUACCUCGGUGUUUCUGGAAUGGGCCAUGACAGAACUCUUACGAAACCCUACAGUUAUGCAAAACCUUCAAAAUGAAGUAAGAGAGAUAGCCAAAGACAGCUCAAACAUAACAGAGUAUGACUUAGAAAGAAUGCAUUAUCUGAAAGCCGUGAUCAAAGAAACACUUCGUUAUCACCCGCCAGUCCCGCUGCUAGUACCAAGAGUAGCAAGCAAAGAUGUGAAGAUCAAAGGAUACGACGUGGCAGCUGGAAAUGUGGUGAUGAUCAACGCAUGGGCUAUAGGGAGAGACAGCGUCUCAUGGAAUGAACCAGAGGAGUUUAAGCCUGAGAUAUUCUUGAACUCUUCAAUAGACUUCAAGGGCUUGAAUUUCGAGCUCGUCCCGUUUGGGAUGGGUAGAAGGGCCUGCCCUGGAGCUGCAUUUGCUGUUGCUACAAUUGAGUUUGUGUUAGCUUCUCUGGUGCAAAAGUUUGACUGGAAAUUGGGAUUUGAUUUAUUUGCUUACACUAUGUUUGAAAGUUAG
This is a messenger RNA of Salvia splendens (bonfire salvia), 657 nucleotides long. Its product is annotated as cytochrome P450 71A8. Lineage: Eukaryota; Viridiplantae; Streptophyta; Magnoliopsida; Lamiales; Lamiaceae. The transcript has 3 exons. The record is from RefSeq and is a predicted model, not a curated record. Gene Ontology annotation, molecular function: heme binding; iron ion binding; oxidoreductase activity, acting on paired donors, with incorporation or reduction of molecular oxygen. Bases 1 to 657 code for a protein of 218 amino acids.